Messenger RNA from Drosophila ficusphila, 4324 nucleotides. RefSeq lists its product as uncharacterized. Gene Ontology annotation, biological process: cilium assembly. Gene Ontology annotation, cellular component: axonemal microtubule; centriole; centrosome. The record is from RefSeq and is a predicted model, not a curated record. The transcript is spliced from 7 exons. Bases 496 to 3258 code for a protein of 920 amino acids. NCBI's taxonomy places the organism in Eukaryota, Metazoa, Arthropoda, Insecta, Diptera, Drosophilidae.
UAUAAUUAGAUUGAUUUUACCCACAGUCUAUAAAACUUCAGUGAUAAUAAUAGAAAGAAAAUUUAGACGAAGAAAAAUCGAAACCAUCGUGAAACGGAAUAUCGACAUUCUCCCUUCUCUAAUACACAUCGAUAUUUUACGUCUGUAUCGUGCAAUCGAUUUCAGGAAAGCCAAUGGUCCGAGCCUAUCGUUUUUUUGUUUAUGUUGCAGCUUUUCACAAAUUGCUUUGAAAAGUGGUAAAAAAAGUGGUUGCCACGGCCAAACUGACUGUGCGUCGCGUUCGUCGAGCCUUGGUCCGAACCCGUGAGAUCCGCAACACCGAGGUCUGUGAUCCGGACCCAGUAAUAAGCUAUAAUUCACAUAUCCCGAAUGAUUUUGAUUCGUUUUAUUGGCUUGUGCUGGCGAACAAACAAACAGGAUACGCUAACGCAUAGUCACCUAACAUAAGGUGGAAACGCAUAUAGCUUCGCCGUUUUAAAAACAGAUUACGCAGUUAUGUCGCAGGUACUCAGCCCCCACAAACAGGGUGUGGCAGAGGCGGAUGACCUGGACUAUACGAAUAGCAGCUCGAUUAUUGAGUUUUUGGCCAAGGAGCAAGACUGCGGUGGAAUCUUGGCAGACCCGGAUCCGGAGUCCAUUUUCCAGGAGGUAAGUCGGCUGUCCGACAGCACGGAUAUGCGAUCCGUUGACGAGUUGCUCCAGGAAGCGGAGCGCCUGAUCCAACAACAGCUGCGUCUGGGCGGAAUCGCCCCGCAAUUGGACAGUUCCGUGGCCUCGGCAACCGCUAAAUCCCUUGGAGAGGAAGACGCUCCCGGAGAUGCAUCCUCCUCAUCCCCGCAGUCCUCGCACAGCAGCAUUCGGCUCAACACACGCUACACACAUCGCAUAGAGCACUUUCCCGCUCCUCUGCCGUCAAAAAGUGGCGGAAUUAAUGGCAAGGUCCGACCCAGAUCCGGCUCCAAGUCGUCGGCAUCGCCCACUUCCGUCCAGACGCCACUGGACAGCAAUAAUGGUGCUGGUUUCGCCGCAUUCGUUGACAACUUGCCCUCGGAAUCAGUCAUUUCAGAGGAGUCCACGCCCAAGGACAUGGACAACCACACGGCGGCCUUGGCGCAGCUACAGCUCCAGCUUCAGGACAAUACGGAUGACGACGAGGACACGUGGUUGCUGAAAGUGAGUAAACACUGCCUUCCUCCGCAGAUGGAGGAGAUAACCGAGGCGGAGGUGGACACCCCGGCUCUCCCGGCGACAGAAGGCCUCGGCCGUCCGCUGCGCAGUUCCUCGUGCAGGCCGCCAAGGGGCCACGCCCCCCCGUCCAGCCAGCCCAUCUCGACCAUGCUGCCAAUCCGACCGAUGGCCAGCUACAGCGAGAAGGCAGUCGGCAGCUCGCCCAAGCACAUGGUCAGCACCCUGAGCUCGCCCAUCGAGCAGAUCGCGUGCAGCGUGUCCCGGGAGCACGCGCUCAAGCUCGAGAUCGAGCAGCUGCAGGAGCGGCUGAAGGACACCGAGGAGCGGCUGGCCUCCGUCCGGCUGCAGAGCGAGUCGCUCUCGCAGACGCAGCGCGCCCUGCGGGAGCACAACGGGCGGCUGCAGGAGGAGUCCGAGAUGCUGAAGCUGGACGUGCAGCACCUCAACGAGUGCGCCAACGUGCUGCGGGCGGAGCUGCAGGCGGCGCGGAGGGACCGCGGCGAGGCGCUCCAGCUGCAGCGCUCCCUGCGCGAGGAGCUGGAGGAGGCGCACCAGGAGCGGCGGCGGACCGGCGAGGGCAAGGAGAAGGACUGCCGCGUCAUCCAGGACCUGCAGCGCCAGUGCCGCGAGAUGGAGCGCAUCCUGAUGCGCAAGCACCCGGACUCGGUCUCCGCCUUGAUAGUGGCUUCCAAGAGUCCGGGCAUGUGUCCGCUGAACGACCAGGAGAACGUGAACAGCCGCAAGCUGCUGGAGCAGCGGAUCGCCCAGCUGGAGUCGGACGCCAAGGAGCAGGACCGCAAGGCGCAGCAGAUCCUGGCCAACGUGCAGGCGCGCUUCAACUCGGUGCAGGCGAAGUACGAGACGCACAUCGCGGAUCUGGAGACGCAGGUCCUGAGCCUCCAGGAGAUCAACACCAAGCUGAACGAGCAGAUCGAGUCGCAGGUGCGCACCUUGGACCGCUACAUGCAGAAGCGGGCGGACAGGUUCUACAACAACUGCACCCAAACGGAUCCCCUGGAGGCCCUGGAGUGCGGUGGAGUCUGCCCUGGAGCCACCGCUGUCAGCUCCACCACGAUGGGCACCCAGACGCCGACGCCGACGGCGAACGGGACGCGGGACCACAGCACCAACACCAUUGGCUGCCCCUCGCCGGCGCUCGUGUGCCAGCAGCCGCACCUGCACCACCACCACCAGCACCAGCACCACCCCCAGCACCCACUCCACCCACACGCCCCCUCCGCCAGCAGCAGCACCAGCAGCACGGCGAACUCCACGCCGAACACCUCGCGGCCGAACUCGAAGCAGAGCGGAGGCGGCGGGCAGCGGCGGUCGCCGCUGGUGGGUGGCGGCCAGUCCAAGCUGCCCAUCUCGCAGUCGGACUCCACGCUCUCGCUGCUCAGCCACGGCGGCUCCAAGGAGGAGGGCCAGCUGCUCAGCUCCGUGCGCAGCAUGCGCGUCGACCUGGCCAUCAAGAACAAGGCGAUGCAGCGGCUCACGCGAGAGCUGGACGAGUGCAAGAAGACCAUUCGCAAGCUGCAGCGGGAGCGGGAUGCCAGUGGCGGUGGCGGUAGCGGUGGCCCUGCCAGCCAAGCGGGCGGCAAGCUGGAGAUGCGGUCGCAGGCCAGUGGCGGAUCGCUCCAGCGGCGCUCCAGCGGCUACGACCACCAUCAGAACCACCACAGCGACCACGUGCCGGCGGCCACCGAGAGCCAGGCUCUGAAGGAGGCCCACAACAAGUACCGCCUGCUGGAGGCCGACUACAAGACGCUCCACGACAAGCGGCUGCAGGACCUGAAGACCCUGCAGAGCGCCCACGAGAGGGAACUGGCCUCCUGCAACGAGACCGUGCGCAUCCUGCAGCAGCGCCUCAACGAGCGGGAGGAGGCCCUGACCACCCAGAAGCGGCGCAAGGUGCCCGUCGACUACUACGCGCUGAAAGCCAAGGUGUCGCUUCUGGAGCGGAGGCACUCGGAGCGGGAGGAGCGCCUCCACAUGCUCGUGGAGGCCCUGAGCAAGGGACGGCUCAACGGGGCCCUGGAGGACCUCAUGCAGGAGAACAACAACAAGUAGGGGAGCUCGGAGUGCUCGGAAUGGGAGACACACAGAUAGGUUAAGCCACAUUGCCUGAUCAAUGCCAGCCAAUUCGACCGGAGUCCGUCUAAGCAGGAACACAUCCAACCCGAUGGUAAACGAUUUUAGUUAGAAUGUGAAUGGGAAUGGGAAGGGGAUUCUGGGUCAUGCCACCCGCCAGGUUGGGAGUGGAUUCUGCUCCAAGCACAGCACUCUCCGAUCCUCUCAAGCAAAAGUACGUUUAAUGUGUUCAAAGUGGAAACAAUAAGUAAACAGUUCGCCAACAACUUGCACAUACCAUACAUUGUAUGUAGGCUUAGGGUCCUUCCGCCAAAACGAAAGCUCUCUAAUCUGGCGUCCAUGGGUCUGAUGAUCCAUUCCUGGGCUCUGGUGAUCCAUUCCUGGGCUCUCUGCUCGCCAAAGACAUUUAGAUUCGAGUUAUUAUAUGUAGUUCUAGUGAGUGAGUGGGGUAUUUUGGAUUUGAUCGAGCAGUCGAGUGACACGAGACAGAGCGAGACGGAGAGAUGGCGAAAGGGAGGGAGACAGGAGAUUCGAGGAAGAGGGAGACAGGAGAUUCGAGGAAGAGGGAGAGGGAGACAAGUAGCUUGGGGAACGCAAGUUGUACUAGAGUUAAGUAUUAUGUGUACAUGUACAGGGUACGAGUAUAUGCAUGUGGAACUCGAACGAUCUCAUCUUGGAUAUAAUGUAUUUAGUUUGACACCCAACCCAAUUGGGGUCCGUUUAAGCUAGGGAACUUUGGAAAAGUUCAAGAGUUCAAGAGAGAAGAAGCAAAGUGUCUCCGCGACCGACAUCGCACAAGUAGCGGGUGCAGUGGCAGGCUUCAAUAGGAGUCUCUGGAUGGGAUCCAAAUUGGUUCCCAAUUUGGUUUAGUGACUAGUGUAGUGAACCCAACCAUAGUUGAUGGUUGACAACGAUGGACUUGCUUGUGCAAGAUCCAGCCAAACCAAAGCAAGUAGAUUGUAUUGUACAACUAGAUUGGAGGAGACGCCAGCAGGCGGAUGAAGCUCGGAUGAAACCAAAUAAAAAUUCACAGUAUUCCAACUCA